UUCCCCUUUUCUCUCUUCUCUCUUUAUCUGACACUCUCUCUCAAACACUUCCUCUAUCACCAACCAAUCCACAAAACAUGGCUCUGGAACUGUGGUCAACACUGAAGGAAGCCAUAGUUGCCUACACUGGCUUCUCCCCAACCACCUUCUUCACCCUCCUCGCUAUCUUCUUCGCCUUAUACUACGUCCUUUCAGGCCUCUUUGGCUCCUCCGACACCCACAACCGCCAUGGAACCACCAGGGACUUCGAGCCGCAGAUGGAGCCUCUUCGGCCGCCGGUUCAGAUCGGGGAAGUCACCGAGGAAGAGCUUAAGAGCUACGAUGGCUCUGAUCCCGAGAAGCCCCUUCUCAUGGCGAUUAAGGGUCAGAUCUAUGAUGUUUCACAGAGCAGGAUGUUUUACGGACCCGGUGGACCUUAUGCUCUAUUUGCCGGCAAGGAUGCUAGCCGAGCUUUAGCAAAGAUGUCUUUUGAAGAGAAAGAUCUAACUGGGGAUAUCUCUGGUCUUGGCUCAUUUGAGCUUGAUGCCUUGCAAGACUGGGAAUAUAAGUUCAUGAGCAAGUAUGUAAAAGUUGGAACUAUCAAAACGACAGUUACGGUUACUGCACCAGAAUCCACUACUGGUGAACCAUCAGAAUCUACCACCACCCCUGAUGCUGAUGCUGAUGAUGAUGAUGCUUCCAAACCUACUGAAAAUGGCCCUUCAGAAACUGAAGCUGUUAAAAGUGAUGAAACCCCUUCAAAUAUUGAUGCAGCUAAAGAGUAAAAAGGGUUGGAUAAUUCCCCUCAAGAAAUAAUGGUACACAAUUGCACAAGAGGUUCUGAGAGAAAUUGGUCUGGUCCUUCUUGAAUGUAUUUUGCAUAAGUUUUCCUUUUAGUAGUCUAGUUCUCCCUCCCCUUUUUCCUGGACUUUGCUUUUUUAUUUAUUUAUAAAUAAUGAUUUUUUUAGUGUUUAACUUCACUUGGGUGUAAACUUCCUCACGUACCCCGUAUGGAACUCCAUAUAAUGUGUUACUUAGAGGCCACAAUUAGUGAACAUUUGGGAUUA
This is a messenger RNA of Lotus japonicus, 1046 nucleotides long. RefSeq names its product membrane steroid-binding protein 1-like. The coding region runs from base 78 to 764 and encodes 228 amino acids. The record is from RefSeq and is a predicted model, not a curated record. The transcript is spliced from 2 exons. Gene Ontology annotation, cellular component: endomembrane system; membrane. NCBI's taxonomy places the organism in Eukaryota, Viridiplantae, Streptophyta, Magnoliopsida, Fabales, Fabaceae.